Messenger RNA from Dreissena polymorpha, 4720 nucleotides. RefSeq lists its product as uncharacterized. The record is from RefSeq and is a predicted model, not a curated record. Lineage: Eukaryota; Metazoa; Mollusca; Bivalvia; Myida; Dreissenidae. Bases 306 to 3404 code for a protein of 1032 amino acids. The transcript has 4 exons.
GCCACAAUUACAGCUAAUUUGAUAAACUACUCAUUUUUGUUUUGAAAUGGUUGGGAUUUACUUUUUUCAGUUCAGAAAUAUCUCUCAUCGGAUCGGUCACUGGAAACUAUAGUGACGGUAUUCAAAAACGAAAUUUGUAUGGAAACUGAUGUGCACGUUUUCGUGUAAAAAUAAUCGAUUAAAGUAAUCGAUUAAAUUAAGAACAUUGUGCUUUUAAAUUGGAUUAAGUGUUAAAACAUUGGAAUUAAACCGGCACACUCAGGCUUACAUUAAGACGUCAAAUUGCAUAAAGAGAUAGGAUAAACAUGGAAAAUAUUGAUGUCGGAGGAUUGGCGGCCAAUCGACCGAACCUCGUAUUCGAGGAGGGGUCUAAUAGCAUACCGGAUCUUCUUGACUCGCACCUGCUUCCGGUUGUUGCGCAGUACGACACCGCCAAACACCCCCUUCCGCCAGAUGAACUUAAUUUUGACCUUUCCCAGCCUUUGCUGCUGUACAAGAAGCGUAACAUACAGAAAGUGACCACGCGGUCUCUGUACAUCGAGAACGGCCGAUACGAGGAGGUGGGGGAGACGCUGCUCAUACCGGAAGACUAUAAGGGUUGGUUUGCCGUACUACAGCGGGUUACCGGAAACAUACAAGCAGACGACACCGUCCCGCACUUUAAAAGCGUAGAGGAAGUCGCAAACUCGAAUACCGACCGAUUUCUGGUAGGCGGCACAAAGCAGCUCACCGGUUUUCAUAUCCACGAUGGCCCAUGCGCGACAGCAAAACGCGAACCACGUGACAUCAUGCCCGGUGACUUGUUGACCAACGAAAAACCGGAGUACGGGGAAGUCAAAAAGCGUUCGCGGUUGUUCAGAAGGCCAAAAUACAUCACCGAAAAGUUUCUCCUGUGUCGCGACGAGGCGGACCGCAAGAUCCUACUUCCGUUUGAGCAGAAGGGAAUCUUUUAUCAGGUCUCCCACAAGUCCGGUAAAGCGCAAAACAAUGUUCUUCAGAUGAGCGACAUCGUUGCCAGGAAAUUGACACCUCGCAUUCUAAAGCUUGUGUUCGGCCGAUUUCCGAUAACCCCGCGUUUGUUUACCGGUUUGAUGAAAGCCGAAUCGGCAUCGCUUGAGACAUCAAUCAUUGCGUCGACUAUCGUCAAUAACAAGAACAUUCUGAUGGAGAUUCCAAUGACGUCCUCUAUGUACUUCCGCGUCGCGGUCAUGACCGACGACCUACGUCAAAACCCUUGCUUCCGGAGCGCGAUGAGCCUGAGUGCAGAGCGUGCCAUAACAUACAUGCGAAACAUCAAGGUUUGUUACAAUUUCGCCGAGACAGAGGAAGAAGCGGCCACAUCAACACAGGUCUGUAACCGCGAGCAAAGUAAACAGUUUCCGAAAUUAAACGCGGGAGAUGAGGAUGCGAUCAGAAGUUUGGAGUACGCCGAAACUCCUUCACCAAAAAGACAGAAACGUCGGACGACUCUGAGUAUUGCUCAUCAAGAUCUUACACGCGGGCGCUCGGCUGAGAAACAUGAGUUCGUCUGUGUAAGACCCGCACGUGCGCUUUCAACCGGGCGAAUGAGCUUCUGCUUGGGAAACAGUUAUCUGACGCUUCCGCUGUAUGAAGACGAUGAUGACAACAAGAGAUAUUCUGGAAACAACAACACUUUCAUGGGCACCGUUUUCGAAAAUGAUCGUGAUUUCAAUAAAUCUAAAUUCAUAGGGGAGGAAUCCUCAGAACACACGGACGAUUUAUUUGCCUCGGUUUUCGCAGGCAUUGAACAGGCGACCUCUAUGUCAUGUUUUGCAGCAGGAUCCUAUGAUAGAAACACCAGUGCUAGCCCAGACAAAGAAGGUAUAGCUGCCAAUGACGACUAUAUUCCAGUGUCCAGACGUCGACCCACCACAAGUCCCCCAGAGAUAUCGCCGCCUCCUGUGCCGCGUUCAACUAGCUCUUCCGGUGUAUCGUCCGGUUCAACGACGUCUGUUAGCGACGGCGCGGGCUCAAACAGAGGGUCGACAGAUUCAUUUGAAUACGCUGUUCCAAAAAUGGACGAUCCGCACAAACUUUUGAAGGAUAUUAAAGCCUGCGAAUCGGCCUCUAAAACGGGAUCACCCUUGAAUCCCCACAAGCCCGUCUGCAGACUACCGUCGACAACUAUUUUGCCAACUAUGGUAUCCACACUGCUUGGAUGUGAAAACCGAGAUCUUUUCGACAACGAAGUCGAUGCAUCCGGAAGAAAACAAGUUUACGAAAACUUAAAAUCACUGAUGGAACUUGCUGCUACGCUGAACAAAAUCGAUUCCGAUAACGAAGGUGAUAUUGAAAAUAACUCGGACGAGGAGAAUGAUAAAGAAAUCGAUAAGAGUGACGGAGUGAUAUCGAAAGAACUUAACCUCAAGGAGGAUAACAACAUGGGUCUCACUCUUAAAGAGGCAAAUGGUGUUCUUGUUGGGACUAAGAUGAUUGAACCUUCGAUAAAAAUUAACAUCGAUCCUUCACAAAAAGAAACAAAUCAAUUUCCCGUUUCGGAUGAAAAUACGUAUGAAACACACGAAGUUUCUUUAAAUCUUGAACACAAGUCUGAAAAUGUGUCGUAUUCAAAUAUGGAACAAUCGUGUCAAUGUAUCGAGACGACAAACAAUGAAUCAAGUAACAUGCAUAAACAGGGUGACAUAUUGACUGAAAAUGUAUCAGAUAAACAAACCAAGCAGGAGUUGUUUACAUUUCCUGCAGAUAUCACACGCGGCUUAACCGUUACGACGGAGAAAAAUAUUCAGUCAGAUGAAAAUUCUAACGUCGAAAAGAAAGCGCACGUUGAAUUUCCUUGCGAGGUUGAUAUCACAGACGGCUUAACCGUUACAGCAGCAAAAGACAUUCAAUCAGAUGUGAACGCUAACGAAUGCCAUUGCGACUUUGAUAAGGAUUCUGUGAGUGGUCCAGAAUACGUAACAAAUACUGAAGACAUUAACAAAGACAGCGUGUUGGAGCAACUUGACAAUACAAAAUCUGCGAAUGAAAGCGGAGUGAUUAUCACAAAUAACGUCAGACCCUCGGAUAGUGAGAAUCUUUGGCGAAUCGCAGUGAGGAAAAUGUCCGUCAGCGAGGGGAGUAGCCUUAGUGCACAGCCGCUUGCAUUGGUGUGCGCGGCCAAGAGGCAAAUUGAAUCUGGUAGUAAAUCGCUGUCUGAAUUUACCAUAGACGAUAUUUCCGCGAGUUUCCUUGCAAUGGGUAUAAAGGAAUCCUCCAUAAACAGGCUCAGAUACCUGGAAGUGGAUGGCGUCAAACUCCAGCAAGUGGUCGAUGGCGAUACUAAUAUUCGAGAUUGUUUGGACGGUGUAAACCUCGUGGAUGUGCAGAAAAUAUCCAUGUUUAUUCGAGGGUGGCGGCCAGUGGACGCUGAAAUACUUCUGUAAAAGUAUCCGGAUAUGUGGAUGAGUCUAAUAAAACGGUUAUAGUGUCAUAGUACAUUUUAGUAUACAUUUUCGACAAUACAUGAGAUUAAAUGGUGGUUAGCAUGGACUAUUUGAUUACCUAGUAUUGUUGAAGACUGUAUGCAAAUAUCAUGUCGGCGAAUAGUGUGUACAUACCAAUAAACUGUCUCUACUAUAUAUCUCAUUUGAGUUUAUUGACAUAUUUAGAGAAUACUAUACACAUGAUCGGUACGUUAAAAACUAUUGAAAGUCCGUUUUUGUUGUCUGAUCUAAAGUUCCAUAUUAUUAUAUGGCUUGAAAUUUAGAGAUAGUUUAGAUGAAGACCCGGAGACUUGAAUACUUGUAACUACAUGCAUGAUGCACAAUGCUCAUUACUAUGAUUGUUGCAUUCAUAUAUGGCUUUCACAUUGCUAUAAGAAUACCAUGUAAAUAUUAUUAUAAGGUUGGUGUAGUUUUGUAUUAUUUCUUCCUUGUGGGUUUAACGGGAAGUGUUUGUUUUUUUGCAUCGCACGACAACAAUCUCUUGAUAUGCCACUUCAUGUUGUUGGCAAUGAUGUGCAUCGUAUUAAUAAUUCAGUCAUAAACGUAUACAGCAUUUAUCAGUUGCGUAUUCAAUCAAACGUUGAAUAUUUGUACAACUAAAACUAGUUGCAUUUAAUUAUAUGAGUUAACUAAAUGAACAUUCCUGCUCCACUAUAUACUGUCCAUGUAGGAACUGGCCAAUUACUUCAAUUAGUAUUGACGUUCGACAUGGCCUUCCCGGGGCGUACAUUAUGAGAGGUUCUUUGUAUGGUUUGUUCGACUGUGAUUAAAUCAUUGAAUGUAAAUAAAAUACUUCACAUUUCAACAAUCAAACGUGCAUUUGUAUAAAACACUUUAUGUUUGAACAAUAACACGUGCAUUUGCCAGUGUAAAUAAUGUGUGUCAACUGAUUGUUAGUGGCGGAGGUUCAUAAAUUUGCCUGAUGUACUGCGUGUCGCGAACCAACUAUCCAAAGCAACGUUUGUGAACUAAAAGCUUUUGUGAAACAUUUUCGGUGUUAAUUUUAAAAUGUGUUGAUUUAUAGAUGUAAUUUUUAGUAUAAAAUGUUCUUCAAACGCAUGUCCUCAAUAUUUGUAUAUUUAACUAUUGAUAUUGAACAGUAGUGGCUAGCUCUAUUAUAUAAUUGUAGAAACUUGUAAUUGUCCAUUCAUAUAUUUCUACGAUAUAAACCGUAAUUAUCAUUUUAUUUAUGUUGCUGUAGUGAAUACAUGAAAAUGCAAAUACUAAAACAAUUAAAAUAGCGAACAAAGUUUCAA